UCCCAGUUGCUGGGCAACGGGAAAAGAGUCACAGAGUCUCAAAGUGUCAUGGGAAAUAUUUGCUGGAGACGCCGCGUGGCUCCUACAACCAAAACUCCCAUUGCAAUCCUCCUCCUGGGUCUCGAUGGUUCAGGCAAAACCACAAUUGGUCACAGUCUCCUCAAAACCCAUCCCAAAAUCCCUCCCAAAGCCACAGCCGGCUGCCAAGUCUUUCCACUCCGAAUCCUCAAUCACUCCGUCGAAGUGACAGAAGUCGGUGGGCGGGAGGAUGUGCGACCGCUGUGGAAACACUAUUUCCUGGACAGCUUUGGCAUUAUCUACGUCAUUGACGGGAGCAAGUGGAAGAGACUGCCGGAAUCCCGUGCAAUCCUGCAGCAACUCAUGCAGAAUGAACUUCUUCAGACAAAGCCACUCCUGGUGCUAGUGAAUAAGCAGGAUCGACGGGAUGCAGUGGACCAUCUGGACGUCAUUGACUUCUUCAACCUCUCAGACUUUGCUGAUGCCUUCAAGAGUCCGACUCUCGUGGUUGGAGUUUGUGCCCUCGAGGAGGAAUCUAAAGAGCUCACAGAGGGAUUCCAUUGGCUAGUGACAGCGAUUGUGGAGAAUUAUGAAGUUCUGGUAAAGAGGAACCAAAUCCUGAGGGAAAUUGUGAAUCACAAAGGCAGGAAGGGAAGAUCCCUCAUCAGGACACUGAGUGCCAGAGUCAGGAAGAAGAAACGUUCCCUGGGCAGAAAAAUAGCCAGAAAUCGUCCCAGAACGGCUCCUCAUCCUCAAGACUGACCUCGAGAUGCCAAAAGGAAACAGCACUGGACAAAAGGAUUUUCUCAUCCGGGAAAAUUAAUACAAGAAUCUUAUUUGGUGUUGAAAUCUUUUUUUUCUCAUUUUCUCUCAUUUUCUUUUGAUUAUUUUUCAAUCCAAAAAAAGUCAUUCAACGAUGUUACAUUUUUUUGUUGUUUUUUUUUUGUAUAUCUCCAUCAUUAAAAAUAUAGAGUGUUUAAAUGUAAUAAUAAUUAUUAAAGGUAAUUCAAGGUUUUCUCUCUUGUAUAUGCAUAUUGUUUAGUAAAAUCAAUUAUGAUUAUCCGUGUUUUUUUUUUUCUUCUUUACAGUAAGAAUCUUAUUUCUUUUUUUUGACGCAUUUUUUUCUAUAUUAUUUUUUUUUGGGAUAUAUUUUUUUGUUUUUUACUUCGUUUUUUUUUAUUGUUUUUUUUUCAUUUCUUUUUGUUUUGCAGCCCAGAAGACAAGAACAAAAAUUAUCUAAAUUUAAAAAAUGCGCACGUUUUUGUUGUUGUUGUUGCUUUUUCUCAGUGUCUUGCAGUUAUAAGAAGCCUUCGAUUGGCCAAGUGUUUUUUUUUCGCAUUUUCUUAAAACUAUUUCACUUCAUUAUGUUUUCUCUCUCUUAUUUUUUUUUCUUUUAAAGUAUAUAUAUUACAAAUUUUAUAUCAUUUCAUUAAGACUAAAUUUUAUUUUUUUUGUAUAUUUUUUCUUAGUUUUUUUUCUCAUCAGUGUAAAUAUUCUAUCUCUCAUUUAUUUUUUAUUUUUAACACACUCGCAUUAUAUUUUAAUAAG
Molecule: messenger RNA, 1566 nt
Organism: Phlebotomus papatasi
Lineage: Eukaryota; Metazoa; Arthropoda; Insecta; Diptera; Psychodidae
Exons: 2
Coding region: 49-780 (243 amino acids)
Biological process (GO): receptor localization to non-motile cilium; non-motile cilium assembly
Cellular component (GO): ciliary membrane; non-motile cilium
Molecular function (GO): GTPase activity; GTP binding
Source: RefSeq, a predicted model, not a curated record